This is a messenger RNA of Lethenteron reissneri (Far Eastern brook lamprey), 6408 nucleotides long. RefSeq names its product serine/arginine-rich splicing factor 3-like. Lineage: Eukaryota; Metazoa; Chordata; Hyperoartia; Petromyzontiformes; Petromyzontidae. The record is from RefSeq and is a predicted model, not a curated record. Gene Ontology annotation, molecular function: RNA binding.
GGAAUCGAUCCUUCCGCCAUCUCGAGGAAGGAAGGCAUCAUGGCGUACAGCAGCAGCGGACCCAUCGAUUGCCGCGUGUACGUUGGAAACUUGGGCGAUUCGGCCACCAAGGGCGAACUCGAGCGGCUGUUUCGCGUGUACGGCCCGCUUCGGAACGUGUGGGUAGCGAGGAACCCGCCCGGUUUCGCCUUCGUCGAGUUCGAGGACGCGCGCGAUGCCCGCGACGCCUGCAGCGAGAUGGACGGGCGGCACAUCUGCGGCAUACGGGCUCGCGUGGAGAUGUCUACCGGGGAGAAGCGCUCCAAAGCCCGCUGGGGACCACUACCAUCCCGAGGACGGUUCGAGGACCGCGGGAGCCGGCGCUCUCGCUCCCGCUCCCGCUCGCGCUCCCCACAACGGCGGCGACGCAGCGGGACGCGCUCUCCGCGGCGCUCCAUCCCCCCCGAGGCCCGGCGACCCCGCGACGGCUCGGCCAGCCGCUCCCCGUCCCCGACGCGCCACCGCCGCGGCUCCUACUCGCCCUCGCCGCUAGCGGCCGCCGCCUCGUCCUCGCGCCGCGCCCUGCGCUCGCCCUCCCCCGCGCGGGGGUCGCGCAGCGCCGCCAGCCGGAGGUCGCCGGCGCCGAGACGCCGCUCGAGCUCCCCGCGAGGGUUCGGCGGAGGCCGAAGGUCGAGCCGCUCGCCCGCGAGCCGCUCGCCGCGCGCCAACGGCACGCGCGCGACAUCGCGCUCGCGCUCGCCAUGAUGACGGCGGGCGCCGCGCCUCCCCCCCCCUAGCUCCGCCCCCCCCCCCUUCCUGGCCCAACCCCCUUAUCAGCUCCUCCACCCUUGCUCCGACCAUUCCUUUUCUCACUCCUUAUACUUACUCCACCUCCCUUCCCCUCGCUCCACCCCCCCUUACCUUGCCCACUUCCCUCGGUUCCACCGCUCUCGUCCCCCCCCCCUUCCGCACCUUGGCCCCCCCCCCCCCGCCCCUUCCUGAAUUUAAAGGAAGACGCAGUUAAAACAUUUAAUAAGGUUUUGUAUUGCGAUGGCGCUGCUGUCGGUGUUUGUUGUCGUGAGUCGCAGGUUCGUGUUGAGGGGGUCUCGUGACGGGCGGCGUGAUGUCACUCUCCGUGUGCGAGGACAGACCCCCCCCCCUCACCCCCCCCCCGGAGGAGGGCGUCUCCCAUUUGGUCGAUUCUGAGUAAGGGUCUCAGAGCGGUGGUGCAGUGGUUAGUGCGCUGCGCUAUGAGCCCGGAAACUUGAGUCCGAAUCUCAGCCAAGGCUAGCUUCAGCGGCGAGUUAUAUCUGAACCGGUCCUGGGACCACCCUCCCUCACCCUUUGACCAACCCGCACUGACCAGCGUGGUGAAGUACGGUCACGUAACCCUCCAUUGCCGACACGGCAUGGGGAGGCCUUCAUUAUCAAUUAGAUUAACAAAGGGCUGUAAGUCAGAGUGACUGUUGCCAAUGUGGUUGAACAAACGCUUAUCAAAAACCUUUACCUACGUUAGUCAUCCACACUGCCUGUUAACGGAAACGUUAAUCACAUAAAUAUGAUGGAGGCAAAUCGCUUAGUUCUAUUCAGGCGUGAUUGGUGACGGUCUUUGAUUUGUACUUGUGUUCCUUUAGUAGGCCUCAUCCACACAAGGUGGCACCGUCUUAAAUUCCCCACACAGACAGAGUUUGUCGCACGCCAAUCAAACUGAGCAUUGUAAUCUUCAGAACUGAAAUAAGCUAAGCCAAGUGACAAACCAAAUAAAAUCACGGCCGUUUGUUUUGCGACGGUUAUCCUGGAACUCGUUUAGACUUCAACUCGGAUAUUUGUAAAGCCGAUUUCAUCUUGGGUGGGUCACUCCUGGACUCCCAACCUCGGCUCUCAUUGGUGUUGGCUCGGCGUUCUUAGAUGACACUAAAUCGCUAAGCCACCACUAGUUUAUGCCAUUUGAAAACGCUUAGAUUCAUUGCAGUGUGACGGGUGAAAUCUUUAUAAACAAAUAAAAACGACAUGCUUUCCAAUUCUCAUAUCUUUGCUAUAUCACCAUGUACUGUAAUUACAGGUUUUAAACCCCCCCCCCCCCAUCCCUGUGUUAAGGGCCCAUGUUCUCGAACCUUCCACAGCUCCCAUCCCAAUGUACCACAUACCCUGGCCCAUUUGGGGGUCACUGGGACGCUCCUCUUGGGAUUGGAGGGGUGUGAACUCGGUGUUGCUUUAAAAUAUCGCUUUGACGUAGAAUUCGUGUCGAGGCAGGCCCCGAGUUGGUGUUGAAAGCGUUGGGUUUAGUCGUGCAGGCCAAGUGGGGUUGGGUGUUGAGGCUGUUUGAAUGGUCGGCUCCAGCGUUCUGCUGUGGGGUUAUAUCCCUCUGACAUCACUAGGUGGCACGAAUACCUCUUAUGCCGCGUGCGUUGAACGUGCCGAUGGUGUUGAGCGGUUGUCGCCGUGUCCAUCGCUGUAUUGACCCGACGUCCCGCAACCGACGCGUCAUGUGGGCGGGGGGGUGGGCGCGUCAUGUGGGUGGGGGGGGGGGGGCCCACCCCACCCCACCCCACCCCACCCCCUGGCCCUGCUUGGCCCGAGCCAGAUUAAAAUGCCUUGGCCAGCAAAAUCGCAGUUUUGGUUCCGACACGUUACAGGGGAAAAACCGUUGAGUGCUCCAUGCUGGGACGGCUCGGUUGUGCGCCAUCGGAAAAGGAGGUGGGGGGGGCGGUACAAAGGCAACCACGUAAACGUUGCAUUUUAACAUCGAGUCCAAGCAGCCUGUGGACAGAUGGCCUAGCUCGGAUGUAGCUUCACAAAACCAACAGCCGUUUGCUUUUUUUGGUUUGCGUCUUCCUUUAAACGAACUAGUUUUGGUGUUUAAAAUCGGGUGGUGGGUGUUGGAAUUGUUGUCGACUGCUAAAAGCGAGCGAGUCGGUUGCACAGGUGAGCGAGUCCAGUCGGCUGCGGGAAGCUUAAUUUUUACCCUUUGCUGUCCGUGCUCAUUCUUGUAAUCGAGUUGCACGCGUGGGAGUCCGAAGGCGUGUGUGUAGCGAUUUUUAAUUCGGUCAAAUUCUUGUCACCGGAGAGGCGACCGCGUCUCGCGUGCGUGCGGCAGGUCGCACGUGUCGAGGCCAGCAUAUCCCAUCGGGCAACGGUUGAGCCUCAAUUGGACCACAUGGCAUCAAUUAAAGCAACGGAGCUUCGUAGUGUAGAACACAAGUCUCGAUUAGCCAAUUUUGAGUAAAGCAUAAACGUGUAAAACGAUGGCGAAGCGUAGAUUAGAAUACAUAGAUUCCCCCGUUGAAGGAACAGCCUGAAUUAGACAAGUCUCAACGAAACAGUUUCUGUUCAUGGAUGAAAUGAUUCGGAGCCUCAAGACAUUUUGGGGUAGAUGCCAGAAUGAGGGUCGUCUUCUCAAGAGACAUUUCCCCGUCGCCAAUUAAUUCUGCUUCGGAAACGUUUUUAGUUGCGUGCACGCUGUAAUGAGUGAGAGGAUGCCUGGGUUAUUGGAGUUGGUGUAUCACACAGAUGGAGGUCACGAGGUCUGUUAAGUGCCCAUUGGAGGCAGUACAUCAAGUAGGUUAAUAAUGGGCCGUCAUGCCAGUUUCAAUCGACGUUUUAGAGAAAUGAAUGCGGGAAAUAAUACAAAUCUUCCCACGCCCAGGAGCCUCAUGGAAACAAGGUGAUUCUGAGUGAGGCUUCUUCCACUAAGUUCAGAGUGAUUAUUAUUGUUAGGAUUAUUUUCUAUUGCAUUUUGAAAUCUCAUGAAGGGAUCUAAAGAAAAUGUGCAAGUAGUCUUGGUGAGAAUUUGGGGUCGUAACAGCACGCAUGUUGUGAAUGUGGUGAGAUCACGGAUUUGUUGAGGUGGUUUGCCCCCCCUUAGCCUUCAUAUUCAGUGGGGUGAUAGAAAAUCCAUUGCCUGACAUUGGAGAAGCGGUGCUACAACAGCGGGUUAAUGUUGAGUCAAAAUAACAUUUAAGAACGCUUACCAAAUUUUCUAGCAGGUAUUUGAAAUAAUGUUUGGGUUGCGCUUUAUCUAAGAAAUUGAUGCAUCUUAAACAAAAAUAAAUGUGAGAAACGUGUAGAAAAUUUCGAGAAAAUCCUCAGGAAUUUGGAGAGAAAAAAACCCCCCCCACACACUAAGCAAUCCCUGGCUUCCAGUGCCUUCCACGUGUGUGCGCGUGCAUAGCGAGAGAAUCGGCGGGACCGGGGGAAAGAGAUUCGAGCGUGACGAUGAAGUGGCGUGAGCGACAAGAGGGGCUUUGAGGAGCGGAACGAGUUGUCCUCGGUGGAAAUUACAUCCUUGGAAUAUGGUUGGAUGAUGGUGGCGGACCCCAGGUUCCCCUGCAAGUGAAAGGGAACCUUGGUAGAGAAAUAACACGGCCUUUAUCAAGGCCCCCCCUCAUUGCUCUCUUGUCAGCAAACAGAUUUGUUGUUUGUCUCCCCACUUGCCCCCCCCCCCCACACACUCCUGUCUAGUUCACAUUGAGUUGUAAUUUUUUUCCGAAUGUGAAAAUUGAGGAUGCUUUGCCCAAACAGUUUUAGUGGUGGGGGGGGGGGGAGAUCUACACGUGCAGUCCCACAAUGUUAGCAACCCCACAAGGAAUAUCUCAAAACCUUCCUCAUACCGUAAUCACAUUUAUGGGGGAGUCCUUCUGAAGGUAAUUUUCUGUAGUUUUAGAAAAUGCGGUGAAUUAAAGUAAUGCUUUGACAACUGAAUGCAUCAUUGCCAUCCAUCCCAGCGGGUGUUAUAAGUCUUGAGUGUCCUUAACGAGGGAAAUUUUUGUCAAGAAAGGUGAACAAAUCGUGGAUGUUGAGAAAAAUCUGAAUCGGUACCAACAGGUUUGACGAUUGAUCAAUAACAACAAAAAACCCGCUGUCUUAUGAUUGUACAAAUGAUUAUCCACAUCUGUAAAGUGUCGGAUACGUUACGUCCAAAAAUUGUGGAGCUCCCCACUAGUGACAUUGGCGUGAAAUCCGCGUGACGUACGGGCUUGAGAGAUCAGGACUCGUUAACUACGGACUGGCUGUGGUGCUCCUCCCUGUGUCCGUCCUGGUCUUCUCUAAGCACAGCAAGUUUUUAACAGUGGUUUGUCCAUACUGGACGUCCGAACCCAGAGAUGAUUAUGGACUGAGUGGAACACCCAUCGCCCCCAAACAGGAUUUGAAAGCAUCGUGUGUUGGCACGCUCCCUGAAUCGCUCCACUCUGAAAAUGUACGUGUGGACCGGUCUCGGGCGAGGGAGCGGGGGGGAGAGAGGUCAUGCUGAUAGGUGAUUUGAUCCAAACCAUGAGGAUGCUGCGUGACGGGUAGUGUCGUGCUCGACACGGCGAAAUACGUGGAAAAUGUCGCGACGUCUUCUGCGCCGGCGAAAGAUUCGGUGUCUACGGGAGCGGGAAUCUACAUCUGAAAGGUAUCCAUCGUUUUGAUAGGGUGCUUGCUAAUGUGCUUAGAUAUCUUUGUAAACGAUAAAAAAAAAGGCGCUACCAGCCUUGGCUUGUCGAGAAGGGGGCAGCGGUUUUUUGUUAAAAUAUUAAAUUGAAGCUUGAACACAUGAUUAAAAUAACAAUCACAAAUGGUGACAGCAGCGUCAAUGAAAGAUAGUGGGGUAAGAUUUUUUUGUGUGUGUUGUGGAGGGCCAAUUGUGUCGUACCGAUGUCCCAAUGGUUUUAAAUUGUUUUUUUUAAUACCCACAAUUUUUACAGUUAAGACUUAGCCACCGGUGUGCAGUUGCCCAAAGUAACAGCUGUAUAUUCGCUUGGGGAAUUCAUAUUUUGUUUUCGUUAAGACUGCUUGCCUGCAGCAAGUCACCCUUGGCAUUGUACAAACCGUUUCGAUUUGGUUUUUUGUGACUUUGCGAGCUAGCAGCAGCCUGGAUGCAUAAUUCUUUUUCUUAAAGUGGUGUCUGACAAAUAUGAGCUCCUCCCGCCUUUUUCCAAAAUUGAACUCCCACCCCCCCCUCCCCCUUUUUUCAGUAUCAGUUCCAAUCGCCAGAUUUGCGUCAGUGUAAAUAUGGUCCUGUGCUCGGCGAGAGAGCGCCUAAGGUAAAAUAUAAUUGGUGUUCUCUUUUGCGUUGUUGAGAUAAAGCUUGCUGAUGACAAGUUAAAUGUUCUUUUUAGUUGCUUCACACUGGGGUUACACGAAACCCACCCCCCAUCAACUUUAUUCAGACUCCUUAAUAAUUUAGUCGAAACGUUUAAAAAAAUGCCCAUGGAUUGAAACACCUGGUAGUUGCGUCUGGUUUUGUUUUUCCAAAAAAAUGCAUAUUUUCAUUUUCUUCGGAAGAUCUCAAGGUUACCCGUGUAAAACAUGCCUGGUGUUAAACCACAAAUUUGGUGACGAGUCUUGAGUAGUAACAUCAUUAAGAAUGUACUCAUGUCGUAGGAUUCCGUUUAAGUAGAAUUUGUGUCAGGUUACGUUUUACAAUUAAAGUAUAAACUUCACAAA